This is a messenger RNA of Colletotrichum phormii, 1572 nucleotides long. RefSeq names its product WLM domain-containing protein. NCBI's taxonomy places the organism in Eukaryota, Fungi, Ascomycota, Sordariomycetes, Glomerellales, Glomerellaceae. The transcript has 3 exons. The record is from RefSeq and is a predicted model, not a curated record. Bases 1 to 1572 code for a protein of 523 amino acids.
AUGCCGAUCGGCAUUCAGCGGCUGAAUGCGAAACGUUCGCAUCCAAACGACCGCAUCAUCUUCAUCAAGCCUCUGGAAGGUCGCGAUGAAAAGAUCGCCCAGGAUUUUCUCGAAAGAAUUGCUGCACAAUGUCUACCCAUCAUGAAGGAGCACCACCUUUCGGUGAUGUCUCUAGAACAGUACGAAUUCAACAGGGAAUUUGUCGGCAGAAACUUCAACGCCGGUGAAAUCAUUCAGCUAGUGCUCAAGUCGCAAUCAGGACGAUGGCUGCCAUUUGAGUACGUCCAGAUGGUGAUGAUGCACGAGCUUGCACACUGCAAGCAAAUGAAUCAUUCCAGGGCAUUCUGGGCCGUUAGGAACAACUAUGCCGAGCAAAUGCGAGGGCUUUGGCAGCGAGGAUACUCUGGCGAAGGCCUCUGGGGUCGUGGUGCCCUGCUGGGAACAGGACAGUUCCAGAACAACGUCGCACUUCCCUCUGAACCGCUGCCGGAACACCUGUGUGGCGGCACAUAUCGAUCCCGUGGACGCAAGAGGAAGGUCAAGCCAAAGUUGUCCUACAAGGAGCAAAAGGAGCGCCGAAUCCUCAAGAAAUUUGGCGCCAACGGCACGGCUCUGGGCGCCGACGAGGAGACCAAGGUCAAGCUGGAAUGCGGCAAGCGCACGCAAGCGAAGCCUCGCGUGGCUGGGAGUGCUCGUGGGCGUGAACUGAGAGCCGCAGCGGCGCUCGCACGAUUCGACCAGCCGAAAAAGGAGCCCGAAGAAGACAUCAAGAGUGAGGUCAAGGACGAGGACAGCGGCGAAAGCGAGUACGAGGAUGAUCCGGCGGACAUCAAGAACGAAGACGCCAUCGAUAUCGAUGGCAAGGUGAUCAAGGAUGGUAAGGGCAGGGGCAUGAUCAAGGUCUGCGAAGACGAGAACCCCGAUGACCAGGACGCUCAGAAUGAGCUACAGGAGUUACAGGCGUCGGUGAAGCAAUGGCGACAGACGCAUCUCAAGUUCAAGCGCGAGCCCGUGGACGAAGCUGAGGCUGCAACUGUGCCACCGCAAAAUCGAGUAGCAAAGUCAUCACAGAAGGAAGUUCCGACGAUCCGGGAACCAAAGCAAGAAGUUCUUCCUCGAGUCAAGGUCAAGGAGGAGCCGGAUGACGAUCAGGAGGCGCCAAUUUUAGAUAUCGCGAGCGCAACCUCCACAAUCAAGAGAGAAGCGCGAGACGGACCCUGGUCAAUAGCGACCCGUCAUCCGAUCGCGCCGCCAUCGGCCGAGAGGGUGACGGCGACGGCAACGGAGUCAGCGACGAUGCCAGCGCCAAAUUCUAAUAGAGCUGCGGCCGCAACGACGACGGCCGAAGAGAGACAAGAAAGUGAGGCCGAGUCCAUCUGUGGAGUCUGCUCGUUUGCCAACUGUGCCCUGUCGAUAACGUGCGCCGUCUGCUCCCACGUGCUGGACCCGGCAAGCGUGCCGAACGCCUGGCGCUGCGAGGGCGCCGCGUGCCAGGGGAGCCAGUAUCUCAACCCCGGCGACUUUGGAGUGUGCGGUGUCUGUGGGCAGAGCAAGCGAAAAAAGCAAGGCUGA